Messenger RNA from Dendronephthya gigantea, 2390 nucleotides. Its product is annotated as solute carrier organic anion transporter family member 4C1-like. The record is from RefSeq and is a predicted model, not a curated record. The transcript is spliced from 5 exons. Lineage: Eukaryota; Metazoa; Cnidaria; Anthozoa; Malacalcyonacea; Nephtheidae. Gene Ontology annotation, biological process: transmembrane transport. Bases 207 to 2099 code for a protein of 630 amino acids. Gene Ontology annotation, cellular component: membrane. Gene Ontology annotation, molecular function: transmembrane transporter activity; protein binding.
AGAAGUUCCUAUAAAAAGUUGAAGGUCAUCCCGUUGUUUAAGUACACUAUGCACUUGGACAGAGUAUGAGGUCUGGAAAACGUCAUUCCCACAUCCUAGUUACUAAUUAUACUUAAACACUAGCUUAAUUUUGAACAGCGUGCUGUUUGUUAGUAGAAAUUGUUACGUGAUCACUAGCUGUAGGCCGAGAGUUUAUAAUCUGAAAAAUGAAUAGUCAGGAGUCGCCAAACUUGGUUGAGCAACCAUCCUACGGCUGGCGAAGAUACAGGCCUGGUUUUCUCCAAUGUUGCUUGACGUCAAAAUGGGUUGCAGCAGCUUGCUGCUUUUUAAUCGCUACAGAGAGUUUUAUUGCCACUGGUUUGAGUGGAGUCACAAUAACCUCCCUUGAAAAGCAAUUUUAUUUGCGAAGCUUUCAAGUCGGUGGCAUUUUAACAUGCUAUGAAGUUAGUUCAGUCGUUCUGGCCCUAAUUGUAAGCUAUUACGGACACGUCCACAAAGCAAAAUGGCUUGGGUUCGGUGCGAUAGCACUGGGUUUUGGCUGUUUAGUGUUCGCCAUGCCUCAAUGGUUAAGCGACAGAUACUCUCCAACAAUAUCCCAGAGAAGUGAUCUUUGCCAAGUGAAUUCCACCGAAGAUGCUGGUGCAUUAACCGAAGAGAAAUGCAGAAGUGUUGAAUGGUAUUACAUAUUUAUUUUUAUCCUUGGGCAACUCUUGAUUGGUGCCGGAGCCUCGCCGAUAUACAAUCUCGCUAUUUCCUAUGUUGACGAGAAUGUUUCGAGAAAGAAUUCUGGAAUGUAUUUGGCAAUCUUGUAUGCCAUAUCUGCUGUAGGCCCAGCACUGGGCUUUCUGCUUGCAGGAUAUUUCCUGACCAUUUGGGUUGAUAUAGAACAGCCAGAGGGCGUGAAUCUUUCGCCAGAUGACAGCUCUUGGGUCGGUGCUUGGUGGUUAGGUUUUGUUUUCGCGGGAAUCGUGGGGUUAGCAGCCUCGAUUCCUCUACUCGGCUUCCCGAACCAGCUUCCAGACGCUAAAGCACUACAAGAAGAAAGGAAAGUCGCUAAAGACUUCAUCCCUGAAGAGGAGAAACCUCGCACAUUAAAGUUGUUUUUGCCAGCGCUGAAAUCCAUGUUGAAAAAUAAAGUGUUCCUUUUCACCACCAUUGGCAUCACGGCAGAAGCCUUUCACAUCAACGCGGCGACGUUUUUCCCAAAAUUCAUCGAGUUUCAGUACAACGUGAGCUCCAGCGAUGCCAGUUUGUACAUGGGGGGAGUUGCGGUCCCCGGCGCUGCAGUUGGGAUACUCCUCGGAGGGUAUCUUAUUCGUAGGUUUAAAUGGGCAUGCCAGGAGUGCGUGAGGGUAAAUGUGUUGGUUGGAGCGAUAUCAACGCUAGCAUUGUUUGUAUUCUUGAUUCAUUGUCCGAAUAGAGAUAUCGUCGGGAUGACAACGUCUUCAAACAGAACCGGAGAGAACUCAGUGAAGAGUUGUUUCACAAACAACUGCACUUGUAAUCAAAAUUACAUCCCAGUUUGUACCAAAGAAGACCAGAGAACGUAUUUCUCCCCUUGUUAUGCGGGUUGCACACAACAGACAAUCAUUGGCGGAGAAAAGGCCUACGCAAACUGCAGUUGCUUACCUGGAAAUCUGACUGUAGCUUACGACGGAGGUUGCAGUGUCGUUUGUAACUCCUUGGCAUAUUUCAUGACCAUGAUAUUCCUGCUGGUAGUAGUUGUAUUCAUGAACAGCAUUCCAGCGGUAACCGUUACACUGAGAUGUGUUCCUCAGAGCCAAGGAUCGUUUGCACUCGGUGUACAGAUGUUUAUUCUGAAGCUGUUUGCUUUCAUUCCUGCACCGAUUGUGUUUGGAGCGUUACUAGACUCCGUGUGUAUCUUAUCGUUGACUGACCCAUGUGACGACAACAGCCAGAGAAAUUGCUUGGAAUACAGAAAUGAUCAUUUGAGCUACGUUUUCCUGGGAGGGAUGGCAACGUGCAAAGCAGUCGCAGUGACCUUCUAUUUCCUAGCCUGGCGCUAUUACAAGCCACCCAGCAGCAAUACAAAUGAAAAUGUUGAAAUCCCUGCUAUUGACCGUUCAGAAGCAACAUAGUUAAUAGCCUUCAUAUAUAUUGAUUGCUGAGCUUGGCUUUUGAAAUAGAUUAAAGACUUUAGUGAAUAUACUCAUUCAUAGAAAGACGAACACAACACACGCAUGUAAACACAGAUAAUAAAUAGCUAACUCGAAGAUUUAUACUAUAAUAUUUCUAGAAUAGAUAUAGUUCAGUAAAUGUCAUGGAAUUUGGGUUAACAUUUUUCAGUUGGACAAAACUGAAAAUAGCUUUGCUUGUCAACAUCAGUUUACAUAUUCACUAAUGAUUUAUCUUUUAUUCAGAUAAUUGAU